Messenger RNA from Hyaena hyaena (striped hyena), 2324 nucleotides. It is a transcript of the gene ZNF648, whose product is annotated as zinc finger protein 648. The coding region runs from base 145 to 1839 and encodes 564 amino acids. Gene Ontology annotation, biological process: regulation of transcription by RNA polymerase II. NCBI's taxonomy places the organism in Eukaryota, Metazoa, Chordata, Mammalia, Carnivora, Hyaenidae. Gene Ontology annotation, molecular function: DNA-binding transcription factor activity; RNA polymerase II cis-regulatory region sequence-specific DNA binding. The record is from RefSeq and is a predicted model, not a curated record. The transcript has 2 exons.
CCAAACUCUGGUUCCAGUGGCUGAGAGGCCACGUGUGACAGAAGCCAGGGUGGGGGACCCACGCAGCUGUGUGCACUUCCCAGGUAUCCUGAGCCAAGCAAAGGUUCUGUCUAGGAGGAGAAGGAAUAGAAGUGUCUGAACAUCAUGACACAGGUGGACCCCCAGGACAGGUGGGGCAAGGGGUCUCCUCUUGCCAGCACCAUUGAGGAUGCUCAUGACCCCCUGAGGCUGAGCAUGAGCUUAGAGAGUGAGAAUGAGGAUGGCGCAGAGGCAGGGGACAAAGGGAGCCUUGAUCACCAGGCCUGUCCAAGAAGCAGCUCUCAAGUGGCUCAGGACAAUCCUGACUUGCUGUGGCAUCAUCCAUCCAGUGAGGAAGAGAAAUUCUCUGGCCCCGAUAGUCGUGCGAGCCUGGGGAAGGAACCAGUGGGGAUGCCUGGGAAGAAGGCCAGCUGGGGAAGAGAUGAGCCAAGGAUCACGGAGGCCCAGGACUCCUCUGGAGCACGGAUAGCUCCGAAGACCCUCCCCAGAGACCCUUCACGCAAGUUAGGUCCAAUGCAACCGCUUAGGGACUCACUACCUGCAGGCGAUGAUGGAGACUUCAGGGAAAAGCUGGACGCUGCCUUGGGUGUUCCAUCCAGCUUCCCUGAUACUGGAAGAUAUUUCUGUGCACAGAAGGGUGUAGACACCCCAGACAACUCGCCCCUCACGCGUUUCCCCAAGCCGGGUGGCAGCUGGGACCUCCCCACGCAGGAGACUCACACACCAGCGCGGGGAUCAGCCUCCCCAGCCGGCCUGGCAGCAAAGGUGCUGGGCAAAGCGCGGGUCGGCAGGAAGGGCCAGAACCCCGAGGGCAUGCGUGAGGGCGGGCAAGGGGAGGCGCACCCCUUCAAGUGCCUGCGGGGAGGAAGGGCCUUCCAGAAGCCCAGCAGCCCGCUGAGCCCGUCGCAACCGCGAGGCACUAAGCCCUACGCUUGUGAGCUGUGCGGGAAGGCCUAUUCCCACCGGGGCACGCUCCAGCAGCACCGGCGCCUGCACACGGGCGAGCGUCCCUACCGGUGCCCCUUCUGCGACAAGGCCUACACCUGGUCCUCGGACCACCGCAAGCACAUCCGCACCCACACGGGAGAGAAACCCUACCCGUGCCCGGACUGCGGGAAGGCUUUCGUGCGCUCCUCCGACCUGCGCAAACACCAGCGUAACAUGCACAGCAACAACAAGCCCUUCCCGUGCGCCGAGUGCGGCCUGACCUUCAACAAGCCGCUGUCGCUGCUGCGCCACCAACGCACGCACCUGGGCGAGAAGCCCUUCCGCUGCCCGGCUUGCGACCGGGAGUUCGCCGUGGCCAGCCGCAUGAUGGAGCACCAGCGCGUGCAUUCGGGCGAGCGGCCCUUCCCCUGCCCCACCUGCGGCAAGUGCUUCACCAAGUCCUCCAACCUGAUCGAGCACCAGACCCUGCACACCGGCCAGAGGCCCUUCAAGUGCGCCGACUGCGGCGUGGCCUUCGCGCAGCCCUCGCGCCUUGCGCGCCACCAGCGCAUCCACACUGGCGAGAGGCCCUUUCCUUGCGCGCAGUGUGGCCAGGCCUUUGCGCGCUCCUCCACCCUGAAGCGGCACCAGCAGAUCCACUCUGGGGAGAAGGGCUUCCUCUGUGCCGAGUGCGGCAGGGCCUUCCGCAUUGCCUCGGAGCUGGCCCAGCACAUUCGGGUGCACAAUGGGGAGAGGCCCUAUCAGUGUGAGGACUGCGGCCAGGCCUUCACCAGGUCCAAUCAUCUCCAGCGGCACCGAGCUAAGCACAGUGCCAGCAGGAAGGAGCCCAUCCCCUCCUCCUCUGAUGAGUGAGAGCUCUAUCGGUUCUCAGGAAGGUGAAGAUAGUGUCGACCUCACUACCUGGAACCCUCUGCCACGGACAAGCCUAUUCACGUGGUAUUGUCGCCUCGCUUCACGGGUCGGCCUUUUCUCCCAGCGGGUCGCCGGCCAUGGAGUGAUGAUCCAUUUGAUUCGUAUGUUUGAUCUCUUGUGUAAAAAGGAACAGGAGAAUUGGCACCCCCCGUGUGUGGCUUCAUAUCAGUCUUUCUUCUGAAUCUCAGAGGUCAUAUUCAAUUGGAAAAGAAUAUGAAAAAGUAGCAAGAGCUGGUCAAGAGUUGAGUUCCUUGGUUGGGGGAUCUCAAUCGACUGGGAAUUAUAGAAUUCUAUCGUGACGACUGUGCAAGGCUCCAGGGAUACAGUAAAGAAAAAGAUGGUCCUGUCUUGCCCUGGAAGUCAUAUGCAAAUACUAAGAAGGCAUCGGGGGCUGGGCCUCAUGGGGAGAAAGGUACUUUUCAGUU